Messenger RNA from Cordyceps militaris CM01, 1530 nucleotides. RefSeq names its product transcription initiation factor TFIID subunit 7. The coding region runs from base 1 to 1530 and encodes 509 amino acids. The transcript has a single exon. Gene Ontology annotation, biological process: RNA polymerase II preinitiation complex assembly; transcription initiation at RNA polymerase II promoter. Lineage: Eukaryota; Fungi; Ascomycota; Sordariomycetes; Hypocreales; Cordycipitaceae. The record is from RefSeq and is a predicted model, not a curated record. Gene Ontology annotation, molecular function: RNA polymerase II general transcription initiation factor activity. Gene Ontology annotation, cellular component: transcription factor TFIID complex.
AUGGCGGCGGCGGGACCAGGCGCACCCGCAGGGCCUCCCAAACCGCGCCUCAAGAUCAACGUGAAUCGAACAGCCUCCUUUGUCACCGACACCCCUCCCUCAGCCGGUACUGCGACUCCUGGCGAGGGUGGCGGCUCACGCAAAGUGAAGCUCAAGCUGAGCGCCUCGACGCCUGCGACCCCUGGCGUCGACCCGUCGACCCCCGUCAAGACCAAAGCAGGGCGGCAACCGAAACCGACUCAGAAGCUCGUGGAAAGCAAGAAGCGACAGCGCGACGACGAUGACGAUGACGACAUGCCGCUCGCGGCCUCGGCCCCCCCCGCGACCAAGAUCAAGAUUCGCCAGGCCAAGGCAGCGGCCGCCGCGGCCGCGGCCGGCGGCGCGCAUACUCAGUUGGUAUUAAAGGCGCGCGGCCGGCCGCCGGUGCACCCAGCCGGCGACGGCUACGACUCCGAGGCAAGCGACCGGGAGCUGGACCCGGCGAUUGAGGAGCAGUUCAUCCUGCGGAUGCCGCCGGGCGAGCAUAGCGACUACGUGCGGGCCAUGAUGGAGGCCGGCAAGGUGGGCCUGGGCCGACAGCAGGGCGGCGCCAGCUUGUCACUGAAAUUUUUUGACGAGGAGUCGCACCGCGCGGUCGUGACAGUCAAGGGUCAGCUAUUUGCGGCCGUCAUGGUGGACUUGCCGACCAUCACCGAGUCGAUGAAGACGUGGGACAAGAAGUCCUUUCUUAAGUCGGCCGACGUGUGCCAGAUGCUGCUCGCGUUUCAGCCCGUGCAAACGGAGGAGGAGGCGAAAAAGGCGCCGCUGCCGGCCGUGGUGGACGCGGCGUACAAGUGGCCGCACGGGCUGACGCCGCCCAUGCACGACUGCGUCAACCGCCGCUUCGCCAAGACGAUUUCGCGCAAGGAGAUUGAGGACAAGGAGCAGGAGGUCGAGCGGCUUCUGGGAGAAGACGCCAUGGCGGAUCGGACCGCGUGGGAGUGGGUGGAUGAGAGUAAUGAGGGUGGCGCUGCUGGUGGCGAAGAAGAGGAGGAGGAUGCGGAGGGUGAGGACGCCGAGGGCGAGCUGAAUGAUGGCAUGGGCUACUUUGGCGCCGAGGACGGGGCCGAGGACGUGGGUGAUUUGGAUCUGGAGGCGGACCUGGAGGCGGCGUUUGCCGACGACGUGGGUGUGGCGGACACGCCGGCGACGGGCAUGGAUUUCGGCACGCCAGUCAUGACAACGCAGGCGAAUACGCCCGCUGCCCACCCAUCGAUCGAACUGGACGAGUCGGAGGAAUCCGACGAGGACGAGGAUGACGAGGAUGAUGACGAGGAUCUCGACGAGGACCAGCGCGCGGCACGCGACGAGGCGCAGGGCGUCAAGGACUUUAUCAACGAUCUCCGCAAACAGCUCGCCCACCGCCGGGCCGACCUCGACAAGACGCAAAACAAGAUUCUCCGACAGCGUUUGGAGAGUCAGAUAAAGCAGCUCAAGUCGGAGAUUGAGCUCAAGAUGUCUUCGAUUGGCAUGGAGGUGGAUGAUGAUUAG